This is a messenger RNA of Cicer arietinum (chickpea), 1975 nucleotides long. Its product is annotated as myb family transcription factor EFM. The record is from RefSeq and is a predicted model, not a curated record. Gene Ontology annotation, molecular function: DNA binding; DNA-binding transcription factor activity. Gene Ontology annotation, biological process: regulation of DNA-templated transcription. NCBI's taxonomy places the organism in Eukaryota, Viridiplantae, Streptophyta, Magnoliopsida, Fabales, Fabaceae.
UUGUAGGAAGUUACUACUUCUCUCUGCUUUAUCUCAUAAGUACUUUUUCUUUUGUCUCUCUCUCUCUCUCUCUCUCUCUCACACAUAAACUAACUUUAUUCCCACUAAACUCACCUCUAAAAAGAAGAUGAUCCUCACUUGAUCCUCCUUGUGUUUACAAACCAACAUAGCCUCCCUUUCUUUCUUUCUAUAUCUCUCUUUCUCUCUCUCCCUCACAAAAACUACAAAGGAAGAAAACAAACACUCUCUUUUGUUCUUGUUUGUUCCUACAUACAAACCAACUUGUUUCUAUUUUUUGCAUGAACGUUAUCUAUAUCUUAAACAGUGCUUCUUAAGUAGUUGUUAUUAAUGGCAUCACCAUCUGAACUAGGCUUGGAUUGCAAGCCACAUAGCUAUUCUAUGUUACUGAAAUCAGUUGGAGAACAGAGUGAUCAAAGCUAUAAGCUUGAAGAGUUUCUUUCUCGUUUAGAGGAAGAACGUCUCAAGAUUGAUGCUUUCAAGCGUGAACUUCCUCUCUGCAUGCAACUUCUCACCAACGCCAUGGAGGCAUCAAAGCAACAACUUCAAGCCUUCAAAGUGAAUCAAGGAACAAGACCAAUUCUGGAAGAAUUCAUACCAGUAAAACAAGUAACCUCAGAAACCUCAGAAAAGACAACAAAUAAUAAUAAUGUAUCUGAUAAAGCAAAUUGGAUGACAAGUGCACAACUAUGGAGCCAAACAAGUGAAUUAGGAACAAAACAACAACAAUCCUCAAAUGAUGAAACAGAUAUUAAUAUUGGUUUCAACAUUAAUAGUCCAAAAGCAGUUAUAGAAAACAACAACAAACAUAGAAACGGUGGAGGCUUUCUACCAUUCUCAAAAGAAAGAAACAGCUCAUGCAGUCAAGGACAUAAUACUCUCCCUGAACUAGCACUUGCCUCUAACCAAAAGGAAGUGGUUGAAGAUAAAAAACAUGUUGCAGAGGGAGAGAAAGGUGAGAAGAGGGAAAAUAACAAUAUUUCAGGGAAUGAAGUUGUUGAUCAUAAAGGGAGUCCAGUAGCAUCAUCUCAUACUCAUACUCAAACAACAACAAACACCAAUACUCAUAGGAAAGCAAGAAGGUGCUGGUCACCUGACUUGCACCGUAGAUUUGUUAAUGCUCUUCAAAUGCUUGGUGGAUCUCAAGUGGCAACACCAAAACAGAUAAGGGAAUUGAUGAAGGUAGAUGGUUUGACCAAUGACGAAGUGAAAAGCCAUCUGCAGAAAUAUAGGUUACACACAAGAAGGCCAAGCCCAAGUGCACAAACGGGUGCACCAGCAGCACAACUAGUAGUUUUAGGAGGAAUAUGGGUCCCACCAGAAUACGCAACCGCAGCAGGACACACAGGAACACCAACUCUCUACGGUGCGCAUCCUACAUCUCAUCAUGUUACGCUUCCCCACUACUGCACCGCUCCUGGACAAGACUACUACACUACUGCACCACCACCGCCUCAUCAGCAGCUACUUCCGCCGCCUCACCAUAUGCACCACCAUCUCUACAAGACUACGCCGCACGCCCAGGGUUCGCCGGAAACACCUGGGGAUGAGUUGGAGAGUAUUGAGAAUGGGAAGUCGGAGAGUAGUAGCUGGAAAGGAGGAGAGAGUUGUGAGAAUGAUGGAGACAGGAAAGCCUUGGCGGAUGAGAGUAAUGGGAGCGACGUUACUCUCAAAUUUUAACCAUUUUUAUUUUAACAAAUUAGAAUCAGGGUUUUCUUUUUCAUGUCAUCAGACUAUUCAUCAUUCAACAAAAAUGAUUAUUAAUUAAAUUAAAUAAAAAUAUCUUAGGUGACUUUUAUGUGGCAGUUAAGUAUAUAGUGCAUACUGCAUGCAGUUUAGAGGACAGAAAAGUGAGUCUUUGUUCUUUUGUUUUUCUGGUGAAUUCUGUUAUGUACUAUACUCUAAAGAGGGAAGAAUCAUAUUAUCACUCUUGGCGUUUUCUGGUUUUUCAGUUAGA